Aspergillus neoniger CBS 115656 is the source of this 744-nucleotide messenger RNA. RefSeq names its product SDR family NAD(P)-dependent oxidoreductase. NCBI's taxonomy places the organism in Eukaryota, Fungi, Ascomycota, Eurotiomycetes, Eurotiales, Aspergillaceae. The transcript has 2 exons. Bases 1 to 744 code for a protein of 247 amino acids. Gene Ontology annotation, biological process: fatty acid elongation. The record is from RefSeq and is a predicted model, not a curated record. Gene Ontology annotation, molecular function: oxidoreductase activity, acting on the CH-OH group of donors, NAD or NADP as acceptor.
AUGACCCUCACAGCAGACUACCAUUCAGGCAAAGCCUACGUCCUAACCGGCGGCUGCUCAGGCAUCGGCCUCGCCGUCCUGCACUACCUCCUCGCACGAUCUGCCAUCGUCCACGUCCUUGACAUCUCAUCCAUCCCACCAGAACUCCCCUCCCACCUCUCUCAGAAGAAGAAAAACCUCUACUUCUACCCCAACACAGACGUCUCCUCUGUAACCGCCGUCCAAAAAGCCUUCGACCAAAUAACCACCACCACCCUAACCCUCCACGGCCUGGUCAACAACGCCGGAAUCGCCUACCAACCCGUCGCCUUCGGGUUCGAAUCCGAUGAUAUCUUCAACCGAGUCAUGGACGUAAAUGUCCGCGGCGUCUGGAACGUGGGGAAGGCAUUCCUCUCGCACAUUCUCCCAAGCGAAGCCGAUCAGCAGUUCAACCCAGCGACAGCUAGAGAAGGCCGAGGCGUGAUUGUGAAUCUAUGCUCAACGGCAUCUUUCCACGCUAACUCGGGGUAUGUGACAUACACAGGGGUCAGAGUUAAUGGCGUGGCGCCCGGUGCUACGGAUACGCCUCUAAUAGAUGGUAUCUCGAUUAAGAUGAUGCAGGAGGAGUACACGAGUCAGGUGCCACUGGGUAGGAGGUGUGCUAAGCCUGAGGAGAUAGCUGAUGCGGUUGGGUUCUUGUUGGGCAAGGAGUCGAGUUAUAUGACGGGACAGGUGAUUACGGUGGAUGGGGGGAGAUACAUAUAG